Messenger RNA from Lolium rigidum, 1493 nucleotides. Its product is annotated as putative F-box/FBD/LRR-repeat protein At1g78760. NCBI's taxonomy places the organism in Eukaryota, Viridiplantae, Streptophyta, Magnoliopsida, Poales, Poaceae. The record is from RefSeq and is a predicted model, not a curated record. Gene Ontology annotation, molecular function: protein binding. The coding region runs from base 1 to 1401 and encodes 466 amino acids. The transcript is spliced from 4 exons.
AUGCGCUGCGAUGGGGAGCAGUUGACGGUGCAGGGGGAGGCAGCUGCCGGCCAGACAAGAUGCGUCUACGGCGUCGACGGUGUAGUCUGCCUGGCAACCACCAGCUACGACGGGCAACCGACAGCCACCACGCCUGCUGGAAACUGCUGGCGACAACGCCUUGCUGCACACCACCUGUUCGACGAAACGCCUCUGAGCUCAGACCCCAUGGCGGAGGCGCCAGACAGCCGGAGAAUGGCCCCCGCUCCCACCAACAUAGGCGCCCUCCCGGAAGAGAUCCUCCUGCGUGUCAUGUCCUACCUGCCCACGCGCGAAGCCGUGCACACAUGCUUGGUAUCGCCGUACUGGCGUGACCUCUGGCGGUCCGUGCCCUGCAUCAACGUGUCUAUCAUGGAGUUCAAAGACGAUGAUUACGAGGACGACUUCGAGCGUGAAGUGGCGUUCAAGAGAUUUGUGAACCAUUUUCUGAUGCUCCGUAACCCUGUUCCCCUGGUUGAGUUCCGCCUCACGUACAGCAUGAGCGAUGACGACCGCUCUGACUCCGAUGACGCCAAUGACUGGAUCUCCCAUGCGUUACAGUGGAAUGCUCGGGUUGUCAAGGUUGUCAAUCAGCAUGAACCAUUGGAGAUCGAUCAUGAGGUGUUCACUUCAAGCUUCUUGAAAAGGCUGCACAUUAGCAGCGCUGACUUGUUCCCUGGUUUCUUUAGUCAGCUCCAGACGGGCUGCCCAGCAUUGGAGUAUCUGUUCCUAUUUGACUGCCUCAUCAUGGACCAUGAGAUUUUCUCCAUGACACUCAAGGUUUUGAUCCUCUCUAAACAAAUUGCGUUCAGUGACCAGGCUUCUAUUUCGGCUCCAAGUCUCAUAUAUCUGUCCAUUGAGGGUGAUAUUCAAUCGGGCAGGCUACCUGUACUAAAGAGCAUGGCAUCUCUAGAGACUGCAUCAGCCUUGAUUUCGGGAGCAAUCACAGAUUGUGAUGCGGAUGCUAUCAGGCAGUUCCUGGGAGGCCUCUCUAAUGUUACAAGUUUGGAUUUCCGUUACAGGGAUCAGAAGCUGACCAUGGAAAAGAAUUUUCAAUGGUGUCCAAGAUUCAGCAAACUUGUAAACCUCACUCUUAACCGCUCCUGUGUGCACGCCGAGUUCUAUGCACUGAUUGUCUUCCUUCAGAACUCACCCAAUGUGAAGAAGCUAACUCUCAAGCUAAACCAGGUAUGUGUUCUUGGCCACAUUGGUUAUGCAUCUGCAAUCACGGGUGAGCUAGAGGACAGAUCAUUUACAUGUGAGCAGCUUCAGAUUGUUAAAAUCAAAUGCUCGGAGACAAGUGAGAUGCUACCUAGGGUGACUCAGUUUUUGCAUGCUAGAGGCGUAAGGCCUGAUCAGAUGCGUAUCAAUCGCCGGAACUAAGUCCGAUGUAGCAGUCACCUGGAACUAAGUCCCAUGUUUCAGGUUCUAGGGCAGCUGGAAUGACAUUGGAUCACUCAUUCACCUGUCAUCGC